Molecule: messenger RNA, 1354 nt
Organism: Perkinsus marinus ATCC 50983
Lineage: Eukaryota; Perkinsozoa; Perkinsida; Perkinsidae
Exons: 5
Coding region: 22-1140 (372 amino acids)
Biological process (GO): carbohydrate transmembrane transport
Cellular component (GO): membrane
Molecular function (GO): carbohydrate transmembrane transporter activity
Source: RefSeq, a predicted model, not a curated record
AGACUCUUAAAAUCUAUCAUCAUGGCAGACGUUUCCUUCGGUGUUGGUAUCCUCUGUACUCUACUAGCCGCCUUCUUUUUCGGUAUUCAAUACGUUCCCUGUAAACAAUACACCACUUACGACGGUGCCGUAUUUCAAUGGUUCAUGUGUAGCGGGAUCGUCUGGGGAGGCAUCUUACUUCAGCUCAUCCUCAUGCUCGCCUUCGACUGGCCUGGUCCCCAAGUCAUCCUCUACGGUGUAUUAUCCGGAAUGCUCUGGGGCUCAGCCAACUUCCUUGUGAUCCCUCUAGUGCGAAUCUGCGGCCUCGCCCUGGGCUUUUCCCUAUACCACAUCAUCAACCUCUCCUGGGGGUAUUGCCUAAGUCGAUUCGGCUUGUUCGGAAUGGACCAAGACGUCGGGCGAAUCCCCGUCCUCCGAGACGUUGGAGUAUUCGUCCUCCUGGCCUCAUUCAUAAUGUUGUUCUGGGUAGAACCUGAAGAGGCCAAAACAACCACUCCAACCUCCCUUAAAACGAAGGAAAGACCAUCACAGAGCUCCCGUCAUAAGAAUCCCCCAACGACUAGCGGUGGCGAAGAAACAACUCCUCUCGGUCAACCCGAGGUAGCUGAGGUGGAUAACAACCCAUCAGCUGUUGGUCGGAAACGUCUAUUCGGUAUGAGUCGCGGACAAGCCAUUAAAAUAACAGGAAUAGUAUUGGCGAUAGCAGCUGGUAUCCUGACAGCCAUGAACGGUUGGCCGUAUGCAUUAUGGACGCAAACGCAACAAGGGAAGGAUAUGAUGGCGGUUCAAUUCGUCUUUUCGCAGACCAUCGGUAUCUACUUUGUUUCCAGCAUUUGGUAUUGGCUAUCCUCAACCGUCCGACAAUUCGCUUUCAAAAAGCGUACCAAUCAUUCAGUUAUCCGUCCAGCUUUCAUUGCCGGUCUGUUCUGGGUAAUUGGUGAUGUCAACAUGCUAUAUGGCAUCGAUGGUAUCGGCUAUGCAGCAGCUUACACUCUAGAUGCUGUUGGGCCAGUCAUGGUUGCGAGCAUCCUCAGUCUUUUGUGGUUUAAGGAGAUCAAAGAAACGAGACAGCGCAUAUGGUUUGUCGCUUCAUUCGUCACUCAAGUCGCCGGCUGUAUAAUGGUAGCGGUAGGUGCCUAAAGGUACGUCUAUUCUAUCAGAGUACAUUUCCCAAAGAAGUGGCAUCCAAAUCUGCGCGCACAGGGAAGGAUAUCCUCUAUGAACUUUCCUUGUGUAGCCUGUAAAUUUGUAGCCGUUGUUCUAUUCAAUCAGCGGAGCGUUGUUUGCCGAAUACAUUGAAGAUGCUCCUAUAGUGUCCUAUGUUACUACUUUUCUCAACCACCAACUUAUUAAC